Phalaenopsis equestris is the source of this 540-nucleotide messenger RNA. RefSeq lists its product as uncharacterized. Gene Ontology annotation, cellular component: RNA polymerase III complex. The record is from RefSeq and is a predicted model, not a curated record. Gene Ontology annotation, molecular function: nucleotide binding. Gene Ontology annotation, biological process: transcription initiation at RNA polymerase III promoter. The annotation marks the transcript as partial. Lineage: Eukaryota; Viridiplantae; Streptophyta; Magnoliopsida; Asparagales; Orchidaceae. The transcript is spliced from 3 exons.
GAAGUUUUGGACAUGUUACGUUCUCGAGGAGCAAUGAGCGAUCCUAUGGGUUGCCUUGGACUUGUUUCUAAAUCAGAGUGUAAGGUGUAUGAUUACCUUCUCCAAAAAGCUGCUUGCAACCAGAGUAGGGAAGGAAUUGAAAGUUUUAAUAGAAGAUGUGAAGAGUUCAAUAAAGGAAAUGAAAAGCGCAAGCUAACAAAGGCUGAAAUCUUGAAUAUUAUCAACUUGAGGCCAUCCAGCCUUGCCGAGCUUUAUGCGAUUAUUCCCAAUGUAGAAUCUCGCUUCAGAGUAAGCCAAGAUGGGAGUGCAGAUGAUGUUGUGGAACUCUUCAAUAUUGUGCGCCAGAUCUUGCCACAACGUCCAGAAAAUCCUGAACAGGUGCCACCUGAGCAAGAGGGAACAUAGGAUGUAGACACAAUGGAACAAAACUAGACUGUUAUUUGCUUGUUUUUACUGCAGCUAAAAACUCAUUUAGUUGCUUGUACAUUAAAAAAAAAAAAUUAUUAUGUGAGAAUUUUAUUCUUUUUUAUUACUUUUGUG